AUGAAGGUGUGCAAGAAGGUAGACUGUGUCAUCAUGGCAGACAGCAACACAAGAUGCACCACCACGAGCACUGCCAAAACCAGCACCACCACGAACACUACCACCACCAACACAACCGCCAGCACCACCACGAGCACUACCAGCACUACCACCACCAGCACCACCACUACCACCACGAACACUACCACCACCAGCACC
Messenger RNA from Cherax quadricarinatus, 198 nucleotides. NCBI's taxonomy places the organism in Eukaryota, Metazoa, Arthropoda, Malacostraca, Decapoda, Parastacidae. The record is from RefSeq and is a predicted model, not a curated record.